AUGCACUCGUUCCUCACCACCUCUGUUCUUUCAGUCCGAGAGAAUGCAAUCAAGAACAUCCUUUUUCGUGCAUCGACGAUCCUACUCCAGUUCUUCAUUCUCAGGACGUUCACUUUCAUCGCCGCUAGGUUACAAGCAUACACUUCGUAUCUGAUGUUCACAGAAGACAUCGUGCAAAAGAUCCUUUACGUCAUGUCGCGCAGGUUUAAUCGACAGGCAAUAUUGGUCCUUGGCUUUGCCGCCCUCAUUUCACUUGCAGGGUUUUAUGACACCCUGCUUUGGGCAUUGGAUUCACCUGGAUACAUCAUCAAAUCGAAAACCACCAAUGCUGAUUCGUUGACCAAUGAUCUCAUCACCAGUCCCGCGUACAUCACACUCAUAUCGAACCCAACAAAUAAUGUGCAGGACAUUAACGUUGACGCCGCGAUAGCAGCAAAUAUGUUCACCGCUGGAUUGAACUUCACGUUACCAGGCAUCGUUGAACCUGGUGUGAGGGAGAUUGUGCCUCCACUCCAGCCCAUCAACAGCUCUGGACCUCGUAUUUGGCUUGACGAGGAUGGGUUUUCUGUUACCGCACAGUACAUAAGCUGUCCAGUCCAGACUCUGUCGGAAACAACGCAAAGCUGGGGAUGCUGGAUCAACAACACAAAUGCACUUACUUUUUUUGAGCAGGCGUUAGGCACACCUCAAAUCUACUGGGAUGAUCAACACAGUGAUUACCUCUUCCCGAUUCGAAAAGACAAUCCGUGGGAAUCCCUUGGGACAGGUGGGGAUACGGCGUUGAUGAAACAAGUGUUUACGGUGACGAAAGAUCGACGGAGGCACACCUUCAUGGAAUCGGUGUUCAAGACGUGCAUGAUCAAAACAUACCUCAGUCCCUUCAAUAGCAGCGAAAUUUCGGACCUCCUCCAGAGGACUUGGUCUCUCGAUCCCGAUCAUCCCACUGGCACGAAUCUCCAGACAUUGACCGAAUACGUUCUUUAUACGCAGGGAAAUGAGACGAGUGCCACCUUUGGUGUCUUUAUACAACAGCCAUACACCUCCCUAUGCGCCACCGUAGAAUAUUUCAACGUGGUCAAUCCAAUCACAAGUCAAAAGUACUAUUCCGCCCUCCGCAUCACUUCCACUAAUAUCACCCUGAUCCGCUCUGAAAUACUCUCUCAGGCACCCACUCCCCUUCCGUGCAACAUAUUCUCUACAAACCUUUUGACUGGGGGCCAACUUCGCGGUUCUACGUGUGCCCCAUCCCUUGAUGUUACAAAAGCGUCUUACGCUACCCAGUUGGAUUCUUCCGCAGUCAUGAUUUUGAACGACGUGCUUGGGGAUGGCGCUGCAUCCACAAGCGCCGUUGCUUUCAAUCAGACGGGGUGGGAUUGGUAUGUCAACAAGUAUAACCACAUCAACGACGUGCUGACAUCACGAGCACUCAUUCUGGGGGGAAACCGUUCAGCGGUGCACGUGGAAGUGCAGCACGUUGAGGCUGCUAUUUCAUACCUCCAGCUCUUGCUCAUGCUUCUAUCUGUUUUCCUCGUUUCUGGCGGGGCAGUCGUGGUAUUGCGAGCGGAGUCCAUGAGUUAUUAUAACAAUUCCUUGCUCGCCGCUGUAUGCACCACGACCCACCUUACCACUAGAGAAUGCGGCAGGGUGGGCUACCUCCACAAGCCCCCGGAGAUAACGCUGCGGAGGAGGGGAAGACAUGUAGUACUCAGUACACCUGAGGGAGGCACCCUUGCACAUGUCGGUGCAGAUCAGGUUGUUGCGCAUAGUAUGGUCACUGAGCCCUGGACGGAGCUGGAGAGUUCGUCUGGAGUCGAUGACCAGUUGUUGACCGCAGAUUCGACCACGUCUUUUGCGUCGUCGGAGAGAAAGGGGAUCAUGAUGCGGUCGAAGACGGACGAAGACCACUCGGAGAGCGCACUAUACGAUAUUUCCUUUGGAGAGUCAUUGGAAUCUCGAAUUCGACCACGCCUUUGA
Messenger RNA from Laccaria bicolor S238N-H82, 1974 nucleotides. RefSeq lists its product as uncharacterized. Bases 1 to 1974 code for a protein of 657 amino acids. The transcript has a single exon. NCBI's taxonomy places the organism in Eukaryota, Fungi, Basidiomycota, Agaricomycetes, Agaricales, Hydnangiaceae. The record is from RefSeq and is a predicted model, not a curated record.